This is a messenger RNA of Suillus paluster, 1356 nucleotides long. Its product is annotated as CoA-transferase family III domain-containing protein. Lineage: Eukaryota; Fungi; Basidiomycota; Agaricomycetes; Boletales; Suillaceae. The coding region runs from base 346 to 1263 and encodes 305 amino acids. The transcript has 7 exons. The record is from RefSeq and is a predicted model, not a curated record. Gene Ontology annotation, molecular function: catalytic activity.
CCUUCAGGCGAUCUCCCAUUGUCAGGAAUCCGGGUUCUUGAGCUUGGACAACUCAUUGCUGGCCCCUUCUGUGGCCAAUUGCUGGGACAUUUUGGUGCAGAGAUCAUCAAGGUCGAACCACCUUCAACCGGAGACCCACUACGGGUAUGGCGCGAACUUGACAUUGACGGGACGAGCCCUUGGUUCCGAAGUCUUGCAAGGAACAAGAAGAGCGUUGCUAUUGACCUGAGGAAACAGGAAGGAAGACAACUCGUAAAACGGUUAGCUGUCAAGAGCGACGUCAUAAUCGAAAACUUCAAGCCGGGAACCCUGGAGAAAUGGGGUCUUGGGCCACAGGAGUUACACAUGGAGAAUCCAUCCCUGAUCUUCACCCGUGUCAGCGGAUAUGGCCAAACAGGUCCAUGGGCUUCGCGACCAGGAUAUGCGUCCGUAUGUGAAGCUGAGUCAGGAUUUCGCUUUAUCAAUGGACAGCCAGACCCGCAUACCGGAUUGCUUUCGGGACCUCCAACGAGACCCAAUAUCAGUCUUGGUGACUCUAUCGCUGGAUUACAUGCAGCGUUCGGCACCGUGCUUGCGUUGUUGUCGAAGCAGAAAAAAGCUUCACGAGGGAAGCAAGUUGGUGAGACGGUGGAUGUGAGCAUCAUGGAAAGCAUGUUGAACCUGAUGGAAGGCAUCGUUCCGGAGUAUGACCGUAAAGGCAAAGUCCGUGGGCCAUCGGGUUCAUCGGUGACGGGUAUAGUACCCACUAACGCAUACCCCUGCCUCCCAUCACCAUCAACACCCGCUUCGCCAACAUACAUAAUCAUCGGCGCAAAUGGAGAUACCCUCUACGCGCGACUUAUGCGUGCCAUUGGCCGUGAAGACCUCAUAGGACCGUCGUACGCUCACAAUCACCAUCGCGUCGCACGGCAAGUGGAGAUCGAAGAAGCAAUUUCAGCGUGGACCAGCCAGAAGCACGUCGAAGAAGUCCUAAUUGUUCUCGAGGGUGCUGGAGUACCUGUCGGACGUGUCGUCGGCGUGAAAGAGAUUGUGGACGGCGAACAAGUAAAAGCGAGAGGAGCAGUGGAGGACGUGUGGGUUGGUAAAGAGGGAGAGGGUUGGAACGUAAAGAUGCCUAGAGUGUUUCCUGUGCUUGAAGGCUGCGAUGCGAAGACUAAGUGGGCAGGGCCUGAUCUGGGCGCACAUACAGAUGAGGUCUUAGGGGAAUUAGGGGUGAGCGUUGAAAAUAUUACCCGGCUGAGAGAAGAGGGCGUUAUUGGAUGAAGGAGUUACUUAGUCCAGCUACUAUCCCUUACCAUCUAUUCGUGAUGGACCGUCAUUUCGUGAGUCACGCUUUUUCGCGGUGAAUUUCGUGAC